UUUAAUGACGGUCACGUGGCCGUGUCUUUCCGAUUGCGCACUUGUCAUAUAUUCAAUUUCCAGGAAGAGGGCGAGUCUACAACUGCCUCCUCUCCAAGUUGAUUUGUUUACCUCUGAUAUAUCCACGACUGGUGGUAGUAACCUAGCCUACCUACAACUUUCAAAAAAAUGAGUGGGAUUAAGAGCUUGUCAGUGACAUACGACGCAAUCAACGAAACGAAUACUUUCAGUUAUGGUGACUAUAUUUCUGGACGUGUUACUCUUGAGGUUGAUAAGGAAAUUAAGGUCAAUUCUUUUUUAAUUAAAGCAAAAGGUAAAGCAAGUGUCUUGUGGACUCAACAAUGUGGACAGACUACUAUUGUUUACCACGACAAAGAAACCCUCUUCAAGUCGGAACAUUUCUUCAUACAUGAGAAGAAACAUAAAGAAAACGAUGGAUUUUCACUUCUGCAAGACCAAUCAGAGAUGUAUUCUGACGUUGUUUGUCCAGGAUGCCAUGUGUACCCAUUCUCUUUUCAAAUACCUCAGCAGGACAUGCCAUCAUCCUUCAAAGGUGGAGCUGGAAAAGUGGUUUACUUCUUAGAGGCAAAAUUGACCAGGUCUAUGCGGAUGUCAACCAAAGACAAAACUAAGUUCACUUUUUUGUCCAAGACAGAUGUGCAUGUUCCAGAUAUGAAAGAGUCUCAGUUUGGGACCGCAGGCAAGAAGUUAAGGUUUCUUAACUCUGGAAAUGUCUCUGUUAAUGUAAACAUUGACGGCAUGAAAUAUUACCCAGGAACUGAAUUGAAGAUUAUGUCAGAAAUUCAGAACAACUCUUCUUGUGCCAUUACACCUAAAUAUUGCCUGUACCAGAAACAAAGCUUCUUUGCAAUGAAAUCUAGACAGGUUCACACUAAAGAUAUCCUCAAAGAGAAAGGAGAGCCAAUUGAACCAUCAACAAAUCUAACCGUUAGCAAAUCACUAAGUAUCCCGUCAGAUGCCAUCCCCUCCAUUCUCUCCAACUGCAAGGUACUCAAUGUGGAAUACAGACUCAAGGUCUAUCUUGAUAUCAAGUACUCCAGAAAUCCGGAGAUCAAGUUUCCAUUGGUCAUCGCUGCUGCCCCACAGAACACAGAUGGAGCAGCAACAUCAGAGGCCUUGGAAAGAACAGAGCCACCUCCUCCAUAUAAUGCUUACAGUCUAUACCCAACCCUACCCAACCCAUCAGGGAGUUCUUGGGCAUAAUUGGCUUGUGAUGGUUUCAUCAUUUCAUUGCAAAUAGAAUGUUGGAAAAUAGAUUUUUCCCCCUUUUUGUUUUUAAAUUAUGCAGCCCCAUUUAUUUUUUUCUUCUGUGAUUUACAUGAUAUGCUUUUCUUAUACCAGUGAAGAUAUUAAUUGUAGUAUGUGUCAUAUUGUCAUUGUAAAAUAUAUUGUGACAUUUUUGUAUUUUCCACCAGCUAGAAUAACUACUACUUGUACAAACAGUGGUAUAUGAGUAGCAGAAUUUGGCCAAUUAAACAUUCUAACGGAGUUAUAGGGUUAACUAGACUGCAUUUCCGGCGGGAACUGCGAAAGUGUGCUUGCCCUGGUCCAGACAGUGACAUACGCUAUGCUGAA
Alosa alosa (allis shad) is the source of this 1596-nucleotide messenger RNA. RefSeq names its product arrestin domain-containing protein 3-like. Gene Ontology annotation, cellular component: cytoplasm; plasma membrane. The record is from RefSeq and is a predicted model, not a curated record. The coding region runs from base 169 to 1224 and encodes 351 amino acids. Lineage: Eukaryota; Metazoa; Chordata; Actinopteri; Clupeiformes; Clupeidae. The transcript has 7 exons. Gene Ontology annotation, biological process: protein transport.